Oncorhynchus keta (chum salmon) is the source of this 3431-nucleotide messenger RNA. RefSeq lists its product as uncharacterized. The coding region runs from base 317 to 2200 and encodes 627 amino acids. The transcript has 7 exons. The record is from RefSeq and is a predicted model, not a curated record. Gene Ontology annotation, cellular component: nucleus. NCBI's taxonomy places the organism in Eukaryota, Metazoa, Chordata, Actinopteri, Salmoniformes, Salmonidae.
UAAUGUAAUAAGCAUUACCGUGUUUCAAACAACAACGCGCAUUACUUUUCCGUUUAACAAAACCCUUUGAGACACAGUAUGACGCCAACCAAUGAGAUCCUUUCUAUUCAGUGUAAACGGAAGUGAACAGUGACCAAGAACGAUUUCCCCGUUAGCGUUUUUAUUGUUGUUAUUUAGACGUUUAUUAACACACUGGAACGUAAAAUAUGACUAAUUUACUUGGACAACAUCACAUACGUACCUAAGGUAGUGUUUAAAUCACGUUGGAGACAGGAUUUGGUUGAUAGCUAGCUAGCUGGCUGCUAACUAGCUAAAAAUGGCUAACGUGAACAGUAUGGUUUUUCACACUCAAAUAGCCUCCAUCAUGGAGGUGCUAGCGAAUGCAGCCGUGGCAGAGAUCUGUAAAGUCGUAGACGACGACUAUGCAGUGUUUCGUUUGGAAAUAACUCAGAGCCAGAAGGAGAAUAGGGCAUUGCGGAGGAAACUACAGCUACAAGAAUUGAAGGUGUCACGGGAGCGCGCAGAGAGGACAUUGCGGGAGCGCGUCCUCGCCAUUUCCAGUAGUGUCAAGAUCCUCGACCGAUACAGAGGAAUGACAAGAGGCGAAGGACAUCUCACUGGAGGACACAAGCCAACGGGACACAAUAUAUGGAGAGAUGACCAACCAAUCACUGUUGAUGAGGGGAAUGGAACCUCACCCCAGCACGUUAUCGUGAUGGAGUCUGCAGAUGCAGAGACUGCAGGUCCUGGGGUCAAGCAGGAGAAGACUGAAGGAGAGGAGGAACCAUGGCACAGCCGUAACAUCCAGACUGGCGCUCCCCCUGUAGCCACGGAGGACCCCACCACUGCCACCGUGCUACCCAUGACCCGACGCAGCAUCACGGAGGAGGAGGGUCCAGAGGUGCUGCUGGUGAAGGAGGAUGGUUGUGAGGAGAGUCUGGGGAACCCUAAGGGGACCAAGGUCAUGGAGGACAUCCAGACGACACCUCCUUCUGAACCCACAGAGGAACCAGCUGAACAGCACAGGACCACACACAGUCUCACUGAGUCAGUAGACAUGGAGAAUGGGAAGCCUGAUCUGUUGAUAGUCAAAGUGGAGACAAUAGAAGACGAACCAGAGAGCAUUGAUCUGCUGAGUGGACUAAAAAUGGGGGAGCAAGGUGGUUGGCUGGAGCCUAACAAGGGAGAAUGGGCAGCCAUCUUGGAAUCCCAGACGGGCGCAGCCAAGGGCCCAGGGGACCAUAUCACUGAGCAGGGCGAGAUAGUGGAGUCUGCAGUCCAUGAGGACCUGCUGAUGUCCGGUGUUGCUGACGGGAGAGACUGGACCUCUGUAGCGGCUGGUCACAAACCCUGGCCCCGGAUCAGGACCCUGGAUCAGGAGAUGUCACUGUUCCUUCCCGAGUCGCAACUAGGACCAAACCAAGAGGGACAGAGACUCCACCACCACACAGAACACAACCAGUGGACAGGUGGACUGAACAACCUCAGUCCUGGUGGUCAUCAGAGAGACAGAGGCUCCAGUCAGGGAUCCAAUCUGCAGCCCAGACCCUUCUCUUCACAGUCUCAGUGCAGGGAUGAAGCAGGGCCUGGGGCUGAUAGAGAUAGACCCUCCUGUUCCUAUGAUACAAACACCACAGUAUCCAUGAUGAACAGAGCAGGUCACCCUGGGCUUCAGCAUUCACAGAGCGUGGUGGGAGACCCCCCUGGUGGUGGUCUUUCAGGAAGUCUGUCUUCAGGGUCUCGUCUAAUGCCUGGUGACUGGGUUCAUAGAAAGCCUGGGUCUAGCCUUCCUCAGCUACCUCAUGGUUACCCCACAAAUACAGACAGGGUCAGGAUGGACGUUCACCACGAGAAGUACCUAGCCUAUAACACAGCACACAAUCCCAACAACAUUCAAACAAUGGCUAGAGGUCAAGGAGGGAGCUCAAAGACUAACCACCUGAGGGUGGUGGCUCCUGCUUCUACCGCCUCUGGUGUCAUUGGGUCACAACGUGGGAGGCCGAGCAUUAGGACGGAUGCCGACAAGCCGUACGCCUGCCUCACCUGUGGGAAGCGUUUCGCUGAGGCAAACUAUGUGAAGAAGCACCAGACUGUUCACACCAAGGAGAGGCCCUUUAAGUGUAAGCUGUGUUACAAGAGCUUCUCCUUCCAGAAUAACCUUAUCAGACACAGGAGUGUCCACAAUGGGAAGAAAUCAUAGAAGUGUAUGAGUUUUACGCAGGGGAUUUCUGGGAACCAUUGUUUAGCUGACAUACACUACAUGACCAGUAUGUGGACACCCCUUCAAAUUGUUGACAGGUGUUUACAAUCGAGCACACAGGACAUGCAAUCUCCAAAGACAAACAUUAGCAGUAGAAUGGCCCAUACUGAAGAUUUGUGACCUUCAACAUGGCACCAUCAUAGGAUGCCUUGGUUCCAAGAAGUCAGUUCAUCACGUUUCUGCCCAUUUAGAGCUGCCCCGGUCAAAUGUAAGUGCUGUGAUUGUGAAGUGGAAAUGUCUAGGAGCAACAACAGCGCAGCCACGAAGUAGUAGGCCACACAAGCUCACAGAACGGGACUGGCGAGUGCUGAAGAUCGUAGCUCAUAAAAAUUGUCUGUCCUCUGUUGCAACGCUCACUACCGAGUUCCAGACUGCCUCUGGAAGGAAGAACGUCGGCACAAAAACUGUUUGUCGGGAGCUUCAUGAUAUGGGUUUCCAUGGCUGAGCAGCCGCACACCACCCUAAGAUCACCAUGCGCAAUGGCUCUUUCCUGUUUCAGCAUUACAAUGCCCCUAUGCACAAAGCGAGGUCCAUAAAGAAAUGUUUUGUCAAGAUCGGUGUGGAAGAACUUGACAGUCCUGCACAGAUCCCUGACCUUAACCCCUUAGGGAUGAAUUGGAACACGGAUUGCGAGCCAGGCCUAAAUGCCAAACAUAGAUACAGGACCUCACUAAUGCUUUUGUGGCUGAAUGGAAGAAAGUCCCUGCAGCAAUGUCCCAACAUCUAGUGGAAAAGCCUUCCCAGGAGAGUGGAGGCUGUUAUAGCAGCAAAGGGGGGCACCAACUCCAUAUUAAUGCCCAUGAUUUUGGAUUCAGAUGUUCAACAAGUAGGUGUCCACAUACUUUUGGUCAUGUAGUGUAUUAUAGUUAUGUGUAGUGUAUUUGGGUAAGAGUUUUUUUUUGGAUUACUAGGUCCCUCGUUUGAGCCUCUGGGUACACUCAUAUUCUUACAUGAUACAGACUUGUUUGGUGUGCUAGCAUAGCCAAAACACUGUCAUUGAAGUGUAACACAACAUGUCCUCUCUGAAUUUGGUUUUGCCUAUGUUCUAUUCAAAACAAAUAUAAUGUCUCCCCCCCAACAUUAUUCAGCAUAAUCAGGUGGUACCUGUUCCUUUAUGUACUAAAAAAAAUAGGUGAUCAAAUCUGUUAAUAAAUGAGAAAUCAUGUUGUCA